CUGGAAAUGAUUGCCAUGGAAAAUCCUGCAGAUCUGAAGAAACAGCUGUACGUAGAGUUUGAAGGCGAGCAAGGUGUGGAUGAAGGAGGUGUUUCCAAAGAGUUUUUUCAGCUUGUUGUGGAAGAAAUCUUCAAUCCUGACAUUGGAAUGUUCACGUAUGAUGAAUCUACAAAAUUGUUCUGGUUCAACACUUCCUCAUUUGAAACCGAGGGACAGUUUACUCUAAUUGGCAUAGUUCUUGGCCUGGCCAUUUACAACAACUGUAUACUGGAUGUGCAUUUUCCUAUGGUCGUUUACAGAAAACUGUUGGGCAAAAAGGGAACCUUCCGAGACCUAGAAGAUUCUCAUCCGGUCCUGCAUCAGAGUUUAAAACAACUUGUUGAGUAUGAUGGCAGCGUAGAGGAUGACAUGAUGAUUACUUUCCAGAUAUCUCAAACUGACUUGUUUGGAACUCCAAUGAUGUGUAACUUGAGGGAGAAUGGAGAUCAGAUUCCAGUGACAAAUGAAAACAGAAAGGAAUUUGUUGACCUUUAUACAGAUUAUAUUCUCAACAAAUCAGUAGAAAAGCAAUUUAGAGCCUUUAGAAGAGGUUUCCAUAUGGUAACCAAUGAGUCACCACUAAAGUAUUUAUUCCGACCGGAGGAGAUUGAGCUACUCGUCUGUGGAAGUCCGAACCUAGAUUUUCAAGCACUUGAAGAAACUACAGAGUAUGAUGGUGGAUAUGCCAAGGAUUCCCGUAUUGUAAGGGAAUUCUGGGAAAUUGUCCAUGCAUUUACAGAGGAGCAGAAACGACUCUUCCUGCAGUUUACAACAGGCACAGAUCGAGCACCAGUUGGUGGCCUUGGAAAACUCAAGAUGAUUAUCGCAAAGAACGGACCAGAUUCUGACAGGUUGCCAACAUCCCACACAUGUUUUAACGUCCUCCUGCUUCCUGAGUAUUGCAGCAAGGAAAAGCUCAAUGACAGACUACUAAAGGCCAUUACCUAUGCCAAAGGAUUUGGCAUGCUGUAAAAGAUAUGAAUGUAAAGCGUGUGAUAAAGAGUAAAAUUAUGGGUGUCGGUACCCCUGUUUUUUUUUUUAAAGGCCAUAUGAUAGUCAUCUAUAAUAGUCACCCAUAUCUGUGCCUCUCCUCCAGGGGACACUGGGCUGGAACAGCAGAUUUCAGCAACUUGUACGAACAAUUUUUUUUUUGAUUAGUGUGACUUUCAUAUCAUUUGCUUGUAUGUAUAGUAAACUUUUUCUGAAUAUUUAUUUUAAAGUUCAAGAAAAGAAUUACUCAAUCAUAUGUUCGUUACAUUACUGAAUUGAGCCUUUUUUGAAUUUAUGAAAGGAAAUCAAAUUCUCCCAAAUAACAUUCUAGGAUCAUCAAUGUAUUUUUAAAAUAUGUGCUAUUAUUUCCUUCUAGCCACUCGGUUCUGGAUGCACUCUUUUUAUUUCUUUCAAUCCCCAGCCCCCGCAUUGCUUUGGAAAUUAAUUUUUGAAGUGGUUUGGUGCAAGUGCUGCUGUUCUAGUCCCAGAGAGCAAAUUUUUACUUACCUGUAGAUCUAAUAAAAAUGGAAGGGGGAACCUGGAAUGUUAACUGCGUUCUUGAGAUCUUGCUUUAGUUACAGCACAACAAUGCUUGGAAGGUUUUAGAGAAAAAAAAUAAAAGAAAAACUUCACUGUU
Molecule: messenger RNA, 1666 nt
Organism: Rhincodon typus (whale shark)
Lineage: Eukaryota; Metazoa; Chordata; Chondrichthyes; Orectolobiformes; Rhincodontidae
Product: ubiquitin-protein ligase E3A
Exons: 7
Coding region: 7-1011 (334 amino acids)
Biological process (GO): protein polyubiquitination
Molecular function (GO): ubiquitin protein ligase activity
Source: RefSeq, a predicted model, not a curated record